This is a messenger RNA of Chondrus crispus (carragheen), 669 nucleotides long. RefSeq lists its product as hypothetical. NCBI's taxonomy places the organism in Eukaryota, Rhodophyta, Florideophyceae, Gigartinales, Gigartinaceae. The record is from RefSeq and is a predicted model, not a curated record. The transcript has a single exon. The coding region runs from base 1 to 669 and encodes 222 amino acids.
AUGUCGAGGACGAGGCGCGGGACACCGCGCCUGACGAGUCGGGCGUGCGCGACUCGUCCAAGUGGGCGGAGGAAAGCAAGUCCGAGGACGAACGGACAAGAUGGUACCAGUACUUUGUGUGGGGGUCGAUCUGGGUGUUCGCGGCGCACGUCCUGCUCGGCAACGAAAUCGAGUUUGACUGCGAAUAAAAUGAAACCAACAAGACGCCCCCUUCUCGCACGCGGCUCAGCGGAUAAUGCCCAUGUUCGGCAUGCGGCGGCCCCUGCGGCUGGCCUCCGUCUUGAUCUUCUUCACACGCGCCGUACGACUCGCAAUGUAAUGAGUCUUAUCAUCGAUCUCAUCCACCAGCUCCGUCGACCGCUGCGCCCAGCCCUUGAGCACGGCGAUCAUAUCGGCGAUCCCCCUCGGCGGCAGCACAUCCCUCCAGACGGCGCUGAAAAUCUGGACGCGGCUCUCCCUGUGAUCCAUCCUAGCCCUGACCAGGCCAGAGUACACGACGUGCAGCACGACGUCCUCGACCUGUCGCACGGUCACGGUCUCCACGGCCAGGCGUGUCAUGAGGUGCGCGUACUCCAGGUCGUUGUUGCCGUCCGCCAAGGACACGAGCGUGAGUAUGAUGUAAUGGACACUCUGGUCAAUUCAAUGAUGAUCUGUUUGGUCCAAUUUUAA